UGGUUUACUUCAAGUCAUCUGUCUUACGUGUCUUUAUUCGCUCAGGUUAAUUGUGAUCUCAUAUUAGACUGAGAAAAGUGACGUCUUUACUACUGUAGAGGGACUCCUUGUUUUAUUUGAGACAGUUUGAUUGCUGGGUUCAUGGACCCCCAACAGCCUGCUGCCCUCCCGCUGCAGUUGCAUGGCAACAGAUUUGCAACGAGCUCUGGACAACUGCCAAAACUAAGCGCGGGACCCAGGGAAAGAGGAGGAGGAGGAGGAGGAGGAAGAGGGCAACAUUGGGAGCAACAAAAAAUGACUUCCCUCGCACCUGUCAGUUCCAGGUUGAACCCACAUGGACAGUCUGAGUGCCUGCAGGAGCCUGGGGUUCACUGCCAUGCCAAGGGUAAACUGGACAGUAAGAGGGUCCUCGCCAUUUGGCACUCAGGGGUCAUUUUUCCCUGGAUGACCCUUCGGACAACUUACUCCAAAGCAUCUGUCAGUGUGGAGCCGAGCAGUUCAGGAGCGGCAGUGAAGAGGGAAAGAACGGCGUUCACCAACUCCCAGCUGCUGGAGUUAGAGAAGGAGUUCCACUUCAGCCCUUACCUUUGUCGACGCCGGAGGCUGGAGAUGGCUGCUGGACUGCAGCUCACCGAUCAACAGGUGAAGAUUUGGUUUCAGAACCGCAGGAUGAGACACAAGAACAAGAACAAGGAAAGAAAGAAUUUUUCACAAGGCACUUCCUGUAACCUAAACUCUAACUCAGACCCUCAUGCAUUCGCGUUUACUGUCUCUCCUUUGUUUGGCGACAACAGCGCGGCUGGUUGUAUUCACCCUGGAGACAUGUCCCAUCGAAACUGCAUGUUUCCAUCUCUUGCAAAUGGUUCUCAACUCUCCUCCAUGAGUGUAGGUGGUCAUCAUUAUCCCGGCGUUUCCAGCUGGUCCUGAGGCCCAGUAAUGAUCAUCCAUUUAAAAUACUCAUUAAAAGCUCAAUCAUACAUUCACAAACACUUACUUUUUAGGCACCAAAAGAUGUUUGAUCAGCAUUGGAAAGCUUGAUUUAUUCUUUCAUCAUCACCAAACAAUACGGCUAAAUACAAUUUUUCAUCUUUAUUACUUUGGACUAAUAUGUUUUCAUAUCUCCAGAAGACUGUUGGUCUCUAUACUUGCUGUUCUUAUUUUUAUAGCAUGUGAGACAUUUUCUUGAAAUGCCUGUGCUGUAUUUUUGGGACUUCAAUAAUAUUACAUUGCAUGAAUAAGGAUACGAGUAACUUUUUGAGUUCUAUCUUGUUGGAAACUUAGUCUGUUUUUUGAAUGGCAAAUAACUGUUUUGUUUGUGUAGGUGCAUUUGUGUAAAAUAUUUUAACUGUCCCAAGUUGAAUUAUGUUACAAUUCUGUUUGACACUAAAUCAUCCAGCAAGUUUUUCAUAUCAUUGUUGAUUAAUUGGGGUGUCAUAAAUUGUACAUACUUAAUAAAUUCGUUUGGGAAAAGUGUA
Molecule: messenger RNA, 1475 nt
Organism: Oryzias latipes (Japanese medaka)
Lineage: Eukaryota; Metazoa; Chordata; Actinopteri; Beloniformes; Adrianichthyidae
Source: RefSeq, a predicted model, not a curated record